This is a messenger RNA of Entelurus aequoreus (snake pipefish), 4845 nucleotides long. RefSeq names its product contactin 1b (gene cntn1b). Bases 1543 to 4671 code for a protein of 1042 amino acids. NCBI's taxonomy places the organism in Eukaryota, Metazoa, Chordata, Actinopteri, Syngnathiformes, Syngnathidae. Gene Ontology annotation, biological process: cell-cell adhesion; brain development. Gene Ontology annotation, molecular function: cell-cell adhesion mediator activity. The transcript is spliced from 25 exons. The record is from RefSeq and is a predicted model, not a curated record.
CAAAAUCCAUAUAUUCUGUUAUAGUUUGAAAAUGAAAAAUAUCAAAAUGGCCCUCGCUUGCUUUAAUUUUUCCAUGUGCGGCCCUCAGUGGAAAAAGUUUGGACACCCCUGCUUUAAGUGGUGACACUUCCUAUAAGAGGACAGCUGUAGUGCUGUAUUCUGACCAUUAUGUCAUAUUUCAUUUGAACUUUUUUAAAUGGUCCUCAGUAGUCACGUACAAAUUUGUGUGAAUUAUGCAAAAUUGUUUCAAUUUGGUCCCCAUGAUCCAUAUUAACUCUUUUUUUCCGCCAGGGUCCCCAGUAAGAAUGAUCAGCACAUUACUUCAUCAAUCCAGAGAUUUAAAGACGUGUAUGAGCUAACUGGGCAGUGGACAUUUUACCUAAACAUUUUAAUGCCUCCACAACCUGUAGAAAGUGUGGCCCCCCACAAGUGAUGAUCAAAAACUUGGUCCCCAUUCCAAAUGAUAACCAGAAUGUGUGUACGUGUGUGUGUGUGUGUGUGUGUGUGUGUGCGCCAUUUGGUAUCCUUUGCAAACAUCCUGCAGGCUGGUACGCGUUGUCUGUAUGGAGGGAAUCACCUUCUUCAGUAUUCAGCCAUCAAAUGUGUUCACGCCUCUAAAAUACCGUAAAUGCUCCAAUUAUUGCCGCCGCCUUCACUUAACGACAACGCAAAGAUGUCAGGGCGCUAACAGGAAGCAGGGAAGGGUUUUUAUUUUGUCGUCAGAUGCUCGUUACAAGAAUGAUGAUAACAAAGUAAGCUGCAGCACAACCGAUGUUGUCGUUUAAAAAAGUAAUACUGGAGAAAACUGCUACUCUGCAGCGCGAGUGGCAUUACGGAAAGUGUGAAUGACUGUCAACAUUUUGAAGCGCAUGAAGAGCUGGAUAAAGCUGCCACUCCUGUAAAUCUUACAUGUUUAACUUCCGUAAUGAUUUGAAGAGCAUGGGAAAGCGGAAAUCUCUUCGAAACCACAUUCAUUCGCAAGUGUAUUGCACAACAGAGCAGCGAGAGAACCAAUGUUGUCAUUUAAUAGAUUGAUAUAGGUGAAAACUGCUGAGCCAGCAUUGAUAAGCGCAAGUGGCAUGACUGAAACCCGCCACUUCGACAAAUGGCAGAACAUUUAUAUUUUUUGCCUUGGUGAGUGUAUGGCCAACUCUCUAGCUGCAUUGACCCCGCACUGAUGAUACUGUGUUUAUUUCUGAGGCAGAUUAUUGCAAUUCUGCUUUGAUGAGGUGGCAACUUGUCCAGGGUGUACCCCGCCUUCUGCCCGAAUGACCCCAAAAAAAGGGACAAGCGGUACGAAAUGGAUGGAUGGAUCGAUUUAUUCAGAUCUCAAAUACGCGACAGCAGGUACCAAUGGCGUCACAUCCCUGCUCUCUCAUUGGACGGCUGAGGUCACGUGUCACCCCGACGCUGUCCUCCAAUGGGGAAAAGUUCCUCCGCUCCUGCGUGUUUGGGACGAUGCAGGCCAGAUGUGCGACGCCGCCCAAAGACUAGCAUUCGCAUUCCGUUCCCUAAAAAAAGGAGGUUUGGAGCAGUUUGAAGAUGGCUGCCACUAUCCUGUCACUUCUGGUUCUCGUCUCCUCAGCCGCCGUCUCAGUUGCCGUCCUGUUUGGAGAGCCCAGGAUUUUUGGAGAGGAAGCUACAGGCUAUGGUCCCAUCUUCGAGGAGGAGCCGGUGGACGUGGUCUACUCCGAGGACUCGCCUGACGGAAGGAUCUCCAUGAACUGCCGAGCUCGGGCAAACCCGCCGGCGACGUACAGGUGGCGCCGUGACAACUGGGAGAUCAAACUGAUGGAGCAGCCGGACGAGCACUACAGCCUGGUGGGCGGCAACCUGGUCAUCAGCAACCCCCGGCAGAAGAAGCACGCCGGCACGUACAUCUGCGUGGCCCGGAACAUCUACGGCACCGUCAUCAGCAAGGAGGCCCGGGUCAAGUUCGGAUUCGUGGAGGAGUUCCCUCAGGAGGAGAGAGAGCCGGUUUACGUGAAGGAAGGCCAAGGCGCAGUCCUGCUGUGUGCGCCUCCCAAAACCUGGCCAGAGGAGGUGAGCUACCGCUGGAUCUUCAACGAGUUCCCCGUCUUCCUGGACCCGGACCGCCGCCGCUUCGUCUCGCAGAGGACGGGCAACUUGUACCUCGCCAAGGUGGAGGCUCAGGACGCCGGCAACUACUCCUGCUUCGUCUCCAGUCCCGUCGUGGGCAAGAGCGUCUUCUCCAAGUUCAUCCCGCUCGUCCCUCUGCCGCCGGACGACGGUGAGGAGAGGAAAUACCCAGCGGACAUCAGGGUGAAGUUUGGAGACACCACCGCCUUGCUGUUCUCCAACAUCACGCUGGAGUGCUUCGCGCUUGGCAAUCCCGUCCCUCACAUUGUGUGGAGAAAAGUGGACCACACGGAUCUUCCUGCCAAUCAUGAGAUCAGCCAAUCAGGCGCUGUCCUGCACCUCUACAACAUCCAAUAUGAAGACGUGGGGGGUUACGAGUGCGAGGCCAUCAACACCAAAGGGAAGGACUGGCACAAGGCCUGGGUUUACGUGGAGUCUGCUCCAGAGUGGGCAGAGACCAUCAACAACACCCAAAUGGACAUCGGUUCAGAGCACACCAUGCGCUGUGUUGCAUCAGGGAAGCCUUUCCCAUUCAUCCGUUGGUACAAAAAUGGCUACAUGUUCGGCAAAGGCGAGUUGAAGUUUUCCAGCUUGACGUUCGAUGACUCCGGCAUGUACCAGUGCAUAGCGGAGAACUACUGGGGCAUCAAAUACGCCAACGCUGAGCUGAGAGUGAUUGCCUGCGCUCCGACAUUCGAGUUCAACCCCCUGAAGAAGCAGCUCCUGGGGGCCAAAGAUGGCCGCGUUGUGAUAGAGUGCAAACCCAGAGCGGCGCCCAGGCCUCGCUUCACGUGGACCAAAGACAAAGAGCUGCUCUUCAACAACUCGCGCAUCUCCAUCAUGUUUGAUGGCACUCUGGAGAUUCUCAACGCCACCAUAAAUGAUGAAGGUUCCUACACGUGCUUUGCUGAGAACGACAGAGGAAAGUCCAACAGUUCUGGUUACCUCACCAUCACAGAGGCGACCAGCAUUACGACGCCUCCAGAGGACACUGAGGUGAAAGUGGGUGCCGAGGUGGUUCUGUCCUGCUCGGCGUCCUACGACCCCAUGCUGGACAUCACCUUCAUCUGGGCCGUGGACUUCAGGGUCAUCGACUUUUACGCUGAGUGGCAACACUUUGAACGCAUCAUGAGCGAAGACGGCAGUGGGAACCUGCGGAUCAAGAACGCGCAGAUCUGGCAUGAGGGUCGCUACACGUGCACGGCUCAGACCGUGGUGGACAGCGACAUGGCGUACGCCGACCUCAAGGUUGUAGGAGUCCCAGGGCCUCCUGGUGUGAUCCGCGUGGAGGAUAUAGGAAACACGUGGGUCAAGCUGCUGUGGACCAAAGGAGCUGAUCAUAACAGGCCGAUUCUUCACUACACCAUUCAAAGCAGAAACUACUGGGCUCUGCAUGAGGACGACUGGAAGAAUGCCACCACCUCUCCAACCUUCCUUGACGGCACUGUGGAGAGGGCAGAUGUCACAGACUUGUACCCCUGGAUGGAGUAUCAGUUCCGGAUCAUUGCCACCAACGAGUACGGCUCUGGGGAGGCCAGCAUCCCCUCGCUGAAGAUAAAAACAUGGGACGAUUCUCCGGUGGUCUCGCCCACUGACGUGGAGGGUUACGGCGGUAGGAAUGGCGAGAUAGUCAUCACGUGGAAGCCCGUGGAGCCGUGGUACUUCUACGGCAAGAAGUUUGGCUACAUCGUGGCCUUCAAGCCUCACGACGCGUACGACUGGUGGUACGAGACCAUCUCUGAUCCGGAGACAAGGCGAUACGUUCACAAGGACACCUUCUUCGUCCCCACCGAGGAAGACUUCCAGUUUCGGGAGUUUCAGGUGAAGAUCAAGUCGUUUAACGUGAAAGGAGACGGGCCGUACAGUCUGACCAAGGUCAUCUACUACCCAAGAGAUGUCCCCACAGAGCCUCCUACAGACGUCUACGCCAGGCCAGUGUCCUCCACAGAAGCUCUGGUGUGGUGGCUGCCCGUGGUGGACACAGGAACGGGCCUACAGCAGUACAUUGAAGGCUACCAGGUGAAAUACUGGAGAAAAUAUGACGACCCAGAGCCGGGAGCCAAUCGCAUUUUUGUCCCGGCGACGGCAAACCAAACCAGGCUGGAGAACAUGCUGCCUGACGCCCACUACCUCAUUGAGGUGCGAGCCUUUAACGGAGCUGGACUCGGACCGCCGGGGGAACACUGCGAGAUGUUCACCAAAAGACCACCGCCACCCGAUCCUCCCAGGAUGUGGCGCUUCAUCUCCUGGACAGGAAAGUGGUUGUACGUGUGGUGGGACCAUAUCCAGUACGACUGGUUUGGGAACGUCUCCUUCCCUCUUUACUACAAGGUCAUGUUUCGAAAGACCGGUUACAUUUACGGGAAAGUGUACGUCACCGGCUGGCACUUUAUGGACUUCCCCAUGCCUCAGUUUGGAGACUACGAGCUCAUGGUGCGAGGACGCUACGAAGGGGGCGACGGCCCCGUCAGGACCAUUCGACUUCUGGGCAAGGCCUCCAUGACCACGCCCACUCUCGGCCUCACCUCUGCCACGUUCCUGGCGCUGUGCAUUGUGGGAUUGCAACUUUAAGCCUUUGCCUUCACGACACCCUUGCUGAAUUAUUUUUUAAAAUGGCAUUGUUGAAUUAUUUAUAAGAUAGUAUGCAAAGAGUUGUAUAAGAACUUUUAUUGCAUUGGCUUUUAUGAAUAGCACACCCUAGUAGCAUACUAGUCUGUUAUUUAUUAAAUCACUACCACUAAUGGA